Elaeis guineensis (African oil palm) is the source of this 1681-nucleotide messenger RNA. RefSeq lists its product as uncharacterized. NCBI's taxonomy places the organism in Eukaryota, Viridiplantae, Streptophyta, Magnoliopsida, Arecales, Arecaceae. The record is from RefSeq and is a predicted model, not a curated record. Gene Ontology annotation, biological process: negative regulation of DNA-templated transcription.
GCCGCGGCACGCGAUCGACGCCAUCCCAACGAUUCCUCCUACAAAUUCUUGAGUAGAAGGGAGGCCAAAAAGGCCACCCGAAGAUUCCUCCUAUAAACACCUCCCUCUCCUUCCUCCUCCAAACAGUUAUGCGCAUUGCAUUAUUAGAAGAAAGAAGGGGGAGGAGAGAGAGAGAGAAGAAAAAGAGCAAGAGGAAACAAAAGAAGCAUCAAUGGAUAGGAGCCACAACAUCAGCAACCGGUUGAAGCAUCGAAUAGCUCAAAUGCUUCUCACCUCCUCCUGCACCACCGCCACUAUAAUGAACAUCUCUGGAAACAUCCCUCAAGAGCCUGGCUCCCCUUUCAACGACCUCCCUGUCCACCGCCGAGGUAAGCUCGACCAACGUCCGCAUCCCGUGGCUCCCCUCGUGCAGGUCUCCAUCGAUUGCAGCGGCCGCAGGUCCAUUCACGACGCCUCCAGUCCUCCAAACCUUCCCUUGACGCAAGAGGAGGAGAAGAGGUAUCAGAAGAAAGAGAGGAAAAUUACAGAAUCUGGAGUUGUCAAUGAAACUGGAGCAGGGGAGGGGAGGAAAUGUACUCCAGCUUCUCCUUCUCUUCCCUCCAAUGAUAAUUACUACUACUCCCACUCCAAACAGAGGAAGAAGGCAACAGCCGAGAAGAAGAACAAGUUUGUAGGCAAGAAGAAGAAACCACCGUCCAAUGGUUAUGGAUUUAGCGGCUCUUCUUCAAUCGGCUCCGAUGAUGAAUUCGGCUUCUUCAGCAGUGAAGAAGGGGAGGAGGAAGAAGAAGAGGAAGAGGAAGAGACGUGGACGCUCUUCUCUUCGAAGAGCUUCUCUUCGGACUCGUCGGAGUUCUACCACCGUCCUUCAUCCAAGAAGAUAACGACCAAACACAAGAAGUCCACCCGGCGACCACCGGUGAGAAGAGGCGCAAGGUAUUUUGAAGAUGGUUGGGAUCAAGGCAUCAAGUUCCAGCCUUUAAUUCCCAUCUCUUCGAAAAAGAAGCCACCGAAGGCGGCGGAGGCUCGGACCGGGUUUGCGGUGGUGAAGCAGUCGACCAAUCCAUAUGAGGAUUUCCGGAGUUCGAUGGUGGAGAUGAUAACAGAGAGGGAGAUGAAGGAACCUGAGGACUUGGAGCGGCUGCUCCACUCCUACCUCUCCUUGAAUUCACCUUGCCAUCAUCCGGCAAUCCUCGAGGCUUUUGCCGAUUUAUGGGAAGCCAUCUUCGGCCAAUUAUGAUCCCUUACAUUUGCCACAUAGCUACAAUGUUUUUGUUAGUCCUAGCUGCGUUGCUUUCGAACUGUAAUUUUUUCUUUUCCAGUUGUAGUGUUUUGCUCUGAAAUGUAUUCACUAGGUUCAAUUCAUGCAUUAUUGGUGGAGAAGUUUGUGCCGUUGAUCGAGAGAAAAAAACAGCCACAGGAAAGCUCUCUAAGGAGAGAAAAGUAGAUUGAGAAUCCUCACAAGCUUAAGUUUGGUUUCGCAUUGUGUCGUUUUAUAACAGAAAGGAAGGCAUAGGCUGUAGUGUUGGAGCCUUGUAGAGAUGCCCAUUUAAGAAGAGAUUUAUCACACACAAGCAACAUUCUCUAGAGUCUAGUAUCGGGAAUCUGAGAUUAGUUAAAUGGGUCACGGUAUUUUCUAUGUCCUGCAUUUCGAUAAAUUAAAACGAGUUUUAUCGUUCUCUGC